Messenger RNA from Penicillium chermesinum, 1050 nucleotides. RefSeq lists its product as uncharacterized. The transcript is spliced from 4 exons. The coding region runs from base 1 to 1050 and encodes 349 amino acids. Lineage: Eukaryota; Fungi; Ascomycota; Eurotiomycetes; Eurotiales; Aspergillaceae. The record is from RefSeq and is a predicted model, not a curated record.
AUGCGCUUUAGAUUGGGUAAUCGGUUUUACGUCCUCUGCGGAGUGGCGGCAUGCUCUAUGCUCUACUCCGCCUGGUUUCUGAGCACACGCACCCUCAACGACCUCGUGUCGCUAUCCUCUCACUUUGAGACCGCUAAAACAUUCGAUCGGCGCCUGGUAGUGUUCGGCGACUCCUGGAGUGACAACAAGACCAACGCUCCAGAGGGCCCGAUAUGGACUGAUUGGCUUUGUUCGAUGUUUUCAUGCCACCAAGAGAACCUCGCCGCAUCAAUGACCUCACUCACCGGCAAGGAAACUGGCGCCGUGAUCGAUAAUAAAGAGCUAGGCCUGGUAGGCCGUCUGUCUCAAAUGCAGGUGGCUGGUUUCGACUUUAAGACCCAACUCGAGAAAUGGCUAGUUGCAGAGAAACAGACCUUGUACGGGCUGUCGGAGGAGGACCUCUGGAGUCGCCAACAGCGCACCAUCUUCGCUGUCUCGUUUGGUGUCUGGGACAUAUGGGACCUCGUGCAGAAGGACUACGACACAGCAGUAGCCUCCAUCGACCGCCGCAUGGAGUCGCUUCUCGGCCAGCUGAACCAGCUUUCUGACCGCUGGGGCUCUUCUGACAUUAAGCUUAUCCUCACGCAGACGGUUGAUGUGACCUUCCUCCCGGCCUUCGAGCCCACGUUCUCCACCUCGGGGACCGAGUACAAGGAAAGCGUGAAGAUCAUCGCUCAUUGGAACGCGAAGAUGCGGGAGACACUCGCAUCGUGGGACCGGGCACGUGGGCUGGGCGCGAAUACGGACCCGGGCUGGGAGAACGUGGCUGAUGGGUGCGUCGAAUCCAUGGGAUUUCAAGUCAUGAUGUCAAAGGGAGCAGGGGAGAAGGCACGGUGUGAGCACCCAGACAAGUAUCUCUUCUGGGACGGAAUGACGCUGGGUCCAUCUGUGCAUCGGCUCAUGGGCACCGAAAUCUACCAGGGAAUCAGCGAGGCUUUUUUGAACCAGACCCCCGCCGGGGAAAGGGAAUCUCAGACCGAGAAACGCCACAGCCGGGGGUCUGCAGCUUAG